Molecule: messenger RNA, 583 nt
Organism: Rhipicephalus microplus (southern cattle tick)
Lineage: Eukaryota; Metazoa; Arthropoda; Arachnida; Ixodida; Ixodidae
Product: NPC intracellular cholesterol transporter 2
Biological process (GO): sterol transport
Molecular function (GO): sterol binding
Source: RefSeq, a predicted model, not a curated record
GACCAACCUUCGAAAUCGCUCACUAGAGCGACACCCGCCGUCUGAGCCGCUGGAUGCAUGGACGCGUACUCGAGGCACAUCACCACCGCUUGCGUCAUCUGCAAAUGGCUGACGUUGGACGGUUCCCAGCUGCCUGCAGGUGGUACUGUGAAGUCUGUCCUCAUAGAACCCUGCUCGUCAGAACCAUGUGCGAUAAAGCGAGGGGAUACAGCAAGAAUCAGCAUGAAAUUUACUUCAGAUCAACAUUCUCGUACAUUAAGGGUGGGCAUCAGCGCUGUUCUUGAGGACGAUCUUGAGCUCCGUCUACCAACUACGGAUACAGAUGGCUGCCGCAGAAGAGGUAUUCAGUGCCCCAUACAGCAGGGCGCCGAUUAUACAUUCAAGUAUGAUCUUGAAGUGAAGCCUAUUUACCCAAGGUUGAACACAACAGCCAAGCUCAAGCUAACCGGAGAAAAAGGGACAGCUGCAUGCGUUUCGUUCCCUGUUAGACUGGUUUAAUGGAAUGAAUGCAAAGGAAUACUUCCAGAAAAGCGUCCACAUCAUGUUUUGCAAUAAAGUGCUGGUAACAAGUUUAAGCUGUGAA